AUGACAUUAUCAUUUAAUCCAAGACCCGGUAUCAAGAGAUUCGGGAAGAAAAAUAAGUUGUCUCCUCGUUAUAUUGGACCUUUUGAGAUUCUUGAAAGGGUUGGUGAAGUCGCAUAUCGCCUAGCUUUGCCACCACAGUUAGCGGAUGUGCACAACGUGUUCCAUGUAUCUAUGCUACGGAGAUACAACGCAGACCCAUCACAUGUUAUUGAGUGGAGAGACUUGCAGCUGAACGACGAUACAAGUUACGUUGAAAAACCAUUAUGGAUUGCUGGUACAAGGGAGCAUGUUCUCCGGACGAAAACAAUUAAGAUGGUGAAAGUGAUAUGGCAACAUCAGCCUCUUGAAGAAGCUACUUGGGAGCUCGAGUCCGACGUGAGAGACAAGUAUCCGGAGCUACUUUAA
Molecule: messenger RNA, 405 nt
Organism: Papaver somniferum (opium poppy)
Lineage: Eukaryota; Viridiplantae; Streptophyta; Magnoliopsida; Ranunculales; Papaveraceae
Exons: 1
Coding region: 1-405 (134 amino acids)
Source: RefSeq, a predicted model, not a curated record